GGAAACCUCUGUCCUGUCAUGUCACGUGACUUGUGGGAAGAUGUUUACAAAAUUAACUCUGUUGAUGUUUGUUGUGAAUUCAUGUUAUUGAGCCAAUACAUAGUAGCAUGAGACGUGCUUAAUCAUGAAUGGUGAUGACACACAUGCCAGUGAAAGGCAGUCCCUCCAGACACGCAUUUUAGAUGCAGUUAAACAGUGUCAAGUGAGAUUUGGAGGACGUACUGAACUUGCCACUGAAACUGAUUCCAGAGUAUCGUGCCUAUGUUCAGCUUGGGAAAGUGUUCUAAAUUAUGGUUUAAAAGGAGAACGAAAAACUGCCACUGCUCUGAAGCAAGUUACUGAAAUCACAGGGUUAAAUAAAGUUGCAGGAAUAUUUAUUGACAAAAAUGCAGACAAAGACAUUUCUUUCUGGGGAUACGUGAAAGAAUUUCUCACGAAGCAUGAGGUGGAGAGAUUUCAGUCUCUCAAGCACAUUGACACGGACUCUGGGCGGGGCAGAGCCUGGCUCCGGUCUGCGCUGAAUGAGCAUUCACUGGAGCGCUACAUGCACAUGCUCAUUGAAAGUCACUUGUUAAUUGGGCAGUAUUAUGAGAGCUGGUCAUUUCUGAAUGAUGAAGAAAAAAGUAGCAUGCUUCCUAUGAUGGCCAGAGGAUUGGACUCCAUACUGUUUGCUGUCUCAGUUGACAACGCAGAUUUAAACUCCGUACGACAGACCCCCAGCGUAGUUGUGCGUGCUAACAACCUUGUGACCACGGCAACAAAGUCUGAGGAUGAAUUGCGGCCAGUAAUAGCCACUGACAACCUAUCUGGGGAACAUGUAGUCGGGAAAAAGAAGGAAAAAAAGAAAAAGAAGAAAGUCGCACACAUUGUCAGCUUUGACAGUGAUGAAACUGGAUCGGGCACUUUCCAAAAGGUCCGUUCAUCAAGCAAUCUGGGAGCUUCAGUGGUGAAUCUCCACUUCAUAGUUUUACCUUGGCUCCUGACUGACAUGAGUGGCCCACUACAUGUAUUUUGUAGCAUGGGAGAUGAGUGGAGCCAUGAUGACCCCCCAUCAACUCUGAGGGUAGAACCCGCCAUCGACGAUGACACGGGAGGUCACUCCAGCUCUUAUGGUUCUAACAGUUUGUCUGCAUUCAACGAUGACGACAUCCAGUCUGCCACAUUUGCUCUCCAACGAGCCCAAUUCAGUAUCAGUGAAAGUCGAAGAACUCAGGGUGAUGGUGGCAAUGUAACAGACAACAGUCAGGCAGAUCGCAUGUCAACGGAGGAGUUAAAAAAAGCAGUUGUGUCAAUGAUGCUGAGAAAAGAUGAAGUUGAGGAGCAAAAUAAGGCCCUACAGCAGAUGUUGGAGCAGGAGAUGGAAGCCUCGUCUAUCCUCCGGGCUGAAAUAGAGACCAUGAGGCACCAGGCGGUCGCCAGGACAGAAAAGGACACUGCAAAGUACCAGGCACUCCAGAAAGAGAAUGAGCUGCUCAAGCACCAGCUACGCAAGUACGUCAACGCAGUACAGAUGUUGCCUGAAGGAUCCACUGUUGACGAUAACCUGGGUAUACAGGUGGAGGAGCCCCAGCCUAGUAUACCCCCUGAGAAACCCAAGACAGACUACAGUCACGAGGCAGAAGAGUAUGAGAAGAAACUCAUACAGGUGGCAGAGAUGCAUGGAGAGCUGAUGGAGUUCAAUGAGCUGUUACACCGCCAGCUCAACCUGCGUGAGAACAUGCUCAAAAGGCUCCAGAACGAGCUGAUCAACCUACGGGGACCGGACUCCAAGGUUGUAGAAAGCAGACGCCACGUACUUCAGACAUAUCUUAGAUUGCUCAUCAACCACAUUUUAGAGAAGGAGCCGACACUAUCCACCAGUGCCUGUAAACAAGUUUUGAUAGAAGUAUUGCCAUUUUUCAGUGACAAAAUUCAAGAGAAAGAUAAAAGAAACAGAAGAAAAAGUCUGAUGGUCAACGAACACCACUAUCUUCUAGUCCUGGUCAAGUUACACCAAUACCUGAACAUUAUAGUGGAUUGUAGCCCUUAAUGAAACUGAAACUAUUUC
This is a messenger RNA of Dreissena polymorpha, 2047 nucleotides long. RefSeq names its product sorting nexin-29-like. The record is from RefSeq and is a predicted model, not a curated record. NCBI's taxonomy places the organism in Eukaryota, Metazoa, Mollusca, Bivalvia, Myida, Dreissenidae. Gene Ontology annotation, molecular function: phosphatidylinositol binding.